AUGACUCGGUUCUCUGGAAAAUCUGUAAUCAUUACUGGAUCCUCUAACGGUAUUGGAAGAGCUACCGCUGUGCUUUUUGCCAGACACGGCGCCCAAGUGACAAUCACUGGACGAGAUGCUGAAAGGUUGGAAGUCACCAGACAGAAGAUUUUGAAAGCUGGAGGACAAAAUGUGAAUGUUGUGGUGGCCGAUGUGACUGAUACUCAAGGACAGGAUAGGAUUAUUCGAUCGACUCUGGAAAAGUUUGGAAAGAUUGAUGUGUUGGUCAACAACGCUGGUGCUAAUAUCGUCGAUGGUACCAUGUUCACCGAUCAAUCCAUGGAUUUGUAUCAUAAAACAUUCCAAUUGAACUUCCAAGCUGUUGUUGAAAUGAUCAAGAAGACCAAGGAGCAUUUGAUAAAGACAAAGGGAGAAAUUGUUAAUGUGUCUAGUAUUGCCUCAGGGCCGCAAGCGGUAUGA
Caenorhabditis briggsae is the source of this 459-nucleotide messenger RNA. The transcript has 2 exons. The record is from RefSeq and is a predicted model, not a curated record. NCBI's taxonomy places the organism in Eukaryota, Metazoa, Nematoda, Chromadorea, Rhabditida, Rhabditidae. The coding region runs from base 1 to 459 and encodes 152 amino acids.